CCAGGCCAGCCAGGGCGGAGGGGGCGGUGCGCCGACGGCUGGGACCCGCCCCAUCUGGUCCCCUCCCCCUCCCCCUGCCGCCCUGCCCGCGACCCGUCCCGCUCCCCACGCCGGGUUUCCUGGUUAAGAUGGCGGCCCCCGUGGCAGCUCAGGCCCGGAAACUUCUGAGAGACCUGGCGUUCCGGCCCCCGCUCUUGGCGGCUAGGUCCCAGGUGGUUCAAUUAACCCCCAGAAGAUGGCUGAACCUGCAGGAAUACCAGAGCAAGAAACUGAUGUCUGACAAUGGAGUGAAAGUUCAAAGAUUUUUUGUAGCAGACACUGCCAAUGAAGCUCUCGAGGCUGCUAAGAGACUAAAUGCAAAAGAAAUUGUUUUAAAAGCCCAGAUCUUAGCUGGAGGAAGAGGAAAAGGUGUCUUCAGUAGCGGUUUGAAAGGAGGUGUUCAUUUAACAAAAGACCCUGAAGUUGUGGGUCAGUUGGCUAAACAGAUGAUUGGGUAUAAUCUAGCAACAAAACAAACUCCAAAAGAAGGUGUGAAAGUUAACAAGGUGAUGGUAGCUGAAGCAUUGGACAUUUCCAGGGAAACCUACCUGGCCAUUCUUAUGGACCGGUCUUGCAAUGGUCCCGUAUUGGUGGGCAGCCCUCAGGGAGGUGUCGACAUUGAAGAAGUGGCAGCUUCAAACCCAGAACUUAUUUUUAAGGAGCAAAUUGACAUUAUUGAAGGAAUAAAGGACAGCCAGGCUCAGCGGAUGGCAGAAAAUCUAGGCUUCCUCGGGCCUUUGCAAAACCAGGCUGCAGAUCAAAUUAAGAAGCUUUAUAAUCUCUUCCUGAAAAUCGAUGCUACUCAGGUGGAAGUGAAUCCCUUUGGUGAAACUCCAGAAGGACAAGUUGUCUGUUUUGAUGCCAAGAUAAACUUUGAUGACAAUGCAGAAUUCCGACAGAAGGAUAUAUUUGCUAUGGACGACAAAUCAGAGAAUGAGCCCAUUGAAAAUGAAGCUGCGAAGUAUGAUCUAAAAUACAUAGGACUGGAUGGGAACAUCGCCUGCUUUGUAAAUGGGGCUGGACUUGCCAUGGCUACCUGUGACAUCAUUUUCUUGAAUGGUGGGAAGCCAGCCAACUUCUUGGAUCUUGGAGGUGGUGUAAAGGAAUCUCAGGUUUAUCAAGCAUUCAAACUGCUCACAGCCGAUCCUAAGGUUGAAGCCAUCCUAGUGAAUAUUUUUGGUGGAAUCGUCAACUGUGCCAUCAUUGCCAAUGGGAUCACCAAAGCAUGCCGGGAGCUGGAACUCAAGGUGCCUCUGGUGGUCCGGCUUGAAGGAACCAAUGUCCACGAAGCCCAGAACAUUCUCACUAACAGCGGACUCCCCAUUACUUCGGCUGUCGACCUGGAGGAUGCAGCCAAGAAGGCUGUGGCCAGCGUGACUAAGAAGUGAUGCCUUUGUCCUGAUCCCUCGGAGGAAGAAGUUUUCCCAUAAGAAGGAUUGUUCUCUCAUCACUGUGAAAGAAAUGGUUAUCCCAAUGAGGGGAAAAAAAAAAAAAAAAAAAAAAAAAACAGAAGAAGGGAAGAGCAAGAAGCACUGUAUUAAAAAAUCUUAAAUCGGUUUUUUCUUGAAUAAGAUAUCUAGACAGCCUAAAUAAUCUGAUUUCCCUUAUAAUAUAAUGCCCUGGGUUCUCAUACUUUUCUGUCCUGGUGAGCCAGCUCAGUAGGCAUUGUUUUGCCAACUUUGGAGAACUGUCCAUAUGGCCAGACAUUGUGUGUAUAUACAGCAUUUGAGAUCAGGCUCUGGUUCAUUUACGGUAAAUUUGGUGAACAUUUCAUCCUGUGUUAAUUAAAAAAAAAAAAGUCACAGGCUAUUAAAAAAAC
Sus scrofa (pig) is the source of this 1858-nucleotide messenger RNA. NCBI's taxonomy places the organism in Eukaryota, Metazoa, Chordata, Mammalia, Artiodactyla, Suidae. The record is from RefSeq and is a predicted model, not a curated record.